Messenger RNA from Juglans regia (Persian walnut), 6029 nucleotides. Its product is annotated as homeobox-DDT domain protein RLT2-like. Bases 423 to 5735 code for a protein of 1770 amino acids. NCBI's taxonomy places the organism in Eukaryota, Viridiplantae, Streptophyta, Magnoliopsida, Fagales, Juglandaceae. Gene Ontology annotation, biological process: regulation of transcription by RNA polymerase II. The record is from RefSeq and is a predicted model, not a curated record. The transcript has 19 exons. Gene Ontology annotation, molecular function: DNA binding.
AAUAUGGGUGCGAUUAGAGAGAUAAUGACUGCUCGUUCGUUUGUUCGUAGCAGUAGAAGUACUACUAGUUGUUUUUGUUGUUGUUCCUCUUUCCAUCAAAAUUCCCAGUCCUUUCUUCUUUUUCGUAUUUUCUUCUUCUUCCUCUGUCAUUAUUGUUAUUGUUUUUAUAUUUAUUAUAAUCAUUAUCUUUUGUUAUUCCCUAAAUCUCACCGCACAUUUCCUUCACGCUCUUCGAUUCUUCUUCGUCUUCAUCCUCCCCCUCUUCAAACACACCAAACUCUCUCUCCCUCUCUCACCCACUUUUUACUCGUAGCUACUCCACGCUCUCUGAACCCAUAUUUUGCAAUGCAUGGUUUUAGUGGGACUUCCCUUCUUUCAAGCUCUUAGUUUUACUCACUUGGUGGCGAGCUUGAUCUUCAUCAAUGGAGGCUGCUGGUUCGGAGGGAGAGAAGAAGAAGCCGCCGGAGGGCGAGAACAAGACGAAGCGCAAAAUGAAGACCGCUUCUCAGUUGGAGAUUCUAGAAAAGACCUAUGCUGUGGAGCCAUACCCAUCGGAGGCAUUGCGAGCGGAGCUGUCGACAAGAUUGGGGCUCUCGGAUCGUCAAUUGCAGAUGUGGUUCUGUCAUAGGAGGUUGAAGGACCGGAAGGGGCCUCCAGUGAAGAGGCAACCGAAGGACUCUCCGGUUGGGGAGGAAAUGGUGGUGGGAGAGGCGGGAAAUGAGCACGCAUCGGGGUUGGGUUUGGUAUCGAGUAAGUUUAUGGAAUCCCGGCGAGUUGUUGGGCGACCGGGGGUCGCCGUUGCUAGGAUUGGAAGUGAUAUGGGGGCAAUGAGUAGGUUCUAUGAGCCGCAGCAGUCAAUACAAGAGCUUCGAGCUAUUGCUUUUGUGGAGGCGCAGUUGGGGGAGCCUCUGAGGGAGGAUGGGCCUAUUCUUGGGAUGGAGUUUGAUCCCUUGCCACCGGAUGCAUUUGGUGCGCCUAUAGGAUUGGCAGCAGUGGGGCCGCAGAAGCAGUCUGGACGGCCAUUUGAGCCUAAGUUAUAUGAGCAGCCUGAUGCUAAAUCAAUAAAGGGUGUAGGCAGGGCUCUCCAUGAAUACCAAUUUCUUCCAGAGCAGCCAACUGUCAGAACCGAUGCAUAUUGGAGGGUUACCCCAUCUUACCACUAUGGUUCACCUGGUGAUGGUCCAAAUGCCAGGACUCCAUCAUUACCUUCUAGCCGCAUAUUCAUGCAUGGAAAUGAACAUGUACCUUCUGGCUAUGGUUUUCAAGGUCAGAUGCCUGGUCUAAAUCUUUUGCCUCAACAAGGGAAGCAGGGUCAUCUAUUGCCCUCUGCUUCAGGAGAGAAUGACAAUAAUUCACGAAAGAACCCCUUCACAAACAUCACAGAUGCUCAUUUUGGUGCUCAUCCAAUAACUCAAAUGGAAAAUCCAUUUGUGUCCUCUGACAAGAGGGUCAUCCUUGAUGAGGAUGUUUCGCGGAUGGAGAGGAAGCGCAAGACUGAGGAAGCGAGAAUAGCACGGGAAGUUGAAGCCCACGAGAAAAGGAUUCGAAAAGAGCUUGAAAAACAAGAUAUAUUGAGGCGUAAGAGAGAAGAGCAAAUGAGGAAAGAGAUGGAGAGGCAUGAUCGUGACAGGCGGAAGGAAGAAGAAAGGCUGUUGCGAGAAAAGCAGCGAGAGGAAGAGAGAUAUCAAAGGGAGCAAAGGCGUGAAUUGGAGCGGAGGGAGAAGUUUUUGCAGAAGGAAUCGAUCAGAGUUGAGAAGUUAAGACAAAAGGAAGAAAUUCGCAGGGAAAAGGAGGCUGCAAGGCUUAAAGCUGCUAAUGAGAGAGCAAUUGCUCGUAGAAUUGCUAAAGAGUCAAUGGAACUCAUUGAGGAUGAACGCUUGGAACUCAUGGAGUUAGCCACAUCCAGCAAGGGAUUGCCUUCAAUACUUUCUCUUGACUAUGAAACUGCACAAAAUCUUGAAAUAUAUAGAGAUAUGCGAACUCUGUUCCCACCCAAAUUGGUGAAUUUGAAAAGGCCUUUCACUGUUCAACCCUGGAUUGACUCAGAAGACAACAUAGGGAAUCUUCUUAUGGUUUGGAGGUUCUUAAUUACUUUUGUUGAUGUUCUUGGACUUUGGCCAUUUACUCUGGAUGAGUUCGUCCAAGCUUUUCAUGACUAUGAUCCAAGGUUGUUGGGUGAGAUACAUGUUGCUCUUCUCAGAUCCAUCAUAAAAGAUAUAGAGGAUGUUGCGAGAACACCCUCUACUGGGCUGGGGGCAAUUCAAAAUUGUGCUGCUAAUCCUGGAGGUGGACAUCCACUGGUUAUUGAAGGGGCAUAUGCUUGGGGUUUUGAUAUAUGUAACUGGCAGCGCCACUUGAAUCCCUUGACGUGGCCAGAGAUUUUGCGUCAAUUUGCUUUAUCAGCAGGUUUUGGGCCACAACUGAAGAGAAGGAAUGUUGAACAGACAUAUCUUCGUGAGGACAAUGAGGGUAAUGAUGGUGAAGAUGCAAUUUCUAACUUGCGCAAUGGAGCGGCAGUUGAAAAUGCUGUUGCCAUAAUGCAAGAAAGGGGUUUUUCUAAUCCACGCAGAUCUAGGCAUCGAUUGACUCCUGGAACUGUUAAAUUUGCAGCAUUUCAUGUUCUUUCUCUAGAGGGAAGUCAAGGUGUAACAAUAUUAGAAGUUGCAGAAAAAAUUCAGAAAUCUGGACUUAGGGAUCUCACAACAAGCAAGACACCCGAAGCCUCUAUUGCUGCUGCCUUAUCUAGGGAUUCAAAACUUUUUGAGAGGACGGCUCCUUCAACAUAUUGUGUACGGUCCGCCUAUAGGAAGGACCCAGCUGAUGCCGAGGCAAUACUCUCUUCUGCCAGGGAAAGAAUCCGGGUAUUUAAGAGUGGGAUUGUAGAUGGAGAAGAUGCUGAUGAUGCUGAAAGAGAUGGAGAUUCAGAAAGUGAUGCAGGAGAGGAUCCUGAGGUUGAUGAUGUUGGUGCUGAAAUAAAUCCAGUUAAAGAGAACCAUAAUUCAAAAGAAGAAACCAAAGUCAGUCCUAAAACUCCUGUGGGAAAUGGGAUGGGGAGUGAUGGUAUUAUGGAAAAUCCACAAGUAGAUCUUGGGAAUAUUGACGAGGGCUUGUCUUCAAUGCAAGCCAGAGGAUUAAAUAAGGAUGACGGUGCUAGUUUCUCUGUUUCACAAUCUGUUGAUGUCUCUGGAAUCGGAAAUAAUAUAGCCAUUGUUAGUCAAGAAGAUACAGAUAUCGACGAGAGCAAUCCUGGUGAGCCUUGGGUUCAGGGACUCAUAGAAGGAGAGUACUCUGAUCUCAGUGUCGAGGAGCGCCUUAACGCACUUGUUGCUUUAAUUGGUGUGGCAAUUGAGGGGAACUCGAUUCGCAUUGUUCUUGAGGAACGUUUGGAAGCAGCAAAUGCCCUGAAAAAGCAAAUGUGGGCAGAAGCACAACUCGAUAAGCGUCGUAUGAAGGAAGAGUUUGUAAUGAAGAUGCAUUAUUCAUCAUUUAUGGGGAACAGGACUGAACCUAACCUUACGGCAUCCUUGGCAGAAGGUAGGCAAAGUUCAUUUCCUAUUGGCAAUGACAAAAGCAAUGAGAUGUCUGUUGCUGCUGCUGUCCAACAAGAACUACCAAAUGAUGUACAGAAUGAGCAAAAUUAUCUUUACAGUUUGCCCUCUGAAGAGAACCUGCAAAUGCAAGAUUACUGUGCUGGCCCAGAUAAUCUUCCAUAUCAGCAAGCCGGAUAUUAUGCUGAAAGGUCACGCUCGCAGCUAAAAUCCUACAUCAGUUACAAGGCGGAAGAGAUGUGCAUGUAUAGAUCACUGCCUCUGGGUCAGGAUCGCAGACAUAAUCGAUACUGGCGGUUUAUUACAUCUGCUUCUCGAAACGAUCCAGGCUGUGGCAGGAUCUUUGUGGAAUUGUAUGAUGGACGGUGGAGGCUUAUUGAUUCUGAAGAGGGCUUUGAUGCUCUGGUGUCAUCUUUAGAUUUACGUGGUGUUAGAGAAUCUCAUCUGCACAUGAUGUUGCAAAAGAUUGAGAUGUCCUUCAAGGAAUCAGUUAGGAGGAAGAUGCUUUGUGUUAGCAUAGGAGAUAGUGGAGACUCUGUCAAAACAGAAGCUGUUGAACUGCCUCGUGGCCCUGAUUACAGCAUAGGUACUGAUAGCCCUAGAAGUACUGUGUGUGUGGCUGAUUCAGAUGCUUCAGAGACCUCAACAUCUUUUGCGAUUGAGCUUGGAAGCACUGUGAGUGAAAAGAAUGAUGCCUUGAAGAGAUAUAAGGAUUUUGAAAAAUGGAUGUGGAAAGAAUGCUUUAAUUCCUUGGUAUUAAGUGCCAUGAAGUAUGGGAAGAAAAGGUGUACACAGUUGCUGGGUACUUGUGAUUAUUGUCAUGAUAUUUAUUCUUUUGAAGACAACCACUGUCCUUCCUGCCAUAAGACAUACAGUGCAUCUGGGAGAAGCUUAAAUUUUUCUGAGCAUGUGUCAAAAUGCGAAGAGAAAUCAAAGCUUGGCCCUCAUUGUACUUUGCAUUGUUCACCCUCAACUCCUCUCCAGAUAAGAUUGCUUAAAGUGCAGUUAGCUUUGGUUGAGGUUUCAAUUCCACCAGAAGCUCUUCAACCCUUUUGGACUGACAGCCAACGAGAAUCUUGGGGUAUGAAAUUGCAGUCCUCAUCAUCGGCUGAAGACCUUCUUCAGAUUCUGACAUCAUUGGAAGGUGCCAUAAAGAGAGACUAUUUGUCUUCAAACUUUGAGAGCACAAGUGAUCUUUUGGAUUCUUCUGACCCUUCAGGAUUUGCUAGAGAUUAUUCUAGUGGUCCCAAAACAGUUCCUGUACUUCCAUGGAUACCAGAUACGAUGGCUGCUGUGGCACUAAGGUUAAUGGAAUUUGACUCCUCCAUCUCAUAUAUGCUGGAGCAGCAGAUGGACUCUCAGAAGGACAGGGGACCCUGGGUUAUAAAGCUUCAAUCAAAAUAUGCUGCCGGCAAGAAUUCAAAAGAUGAUGGUACAGCUCAUACACCAUAUCAAGCCGAACAUCUGAACGAAGAGAACUUUGUUGACUCCGUUAUUGGACUUAAUAGCUAUGUUCGUGGACGAGGUGGCCGUGGAAGAGGCCGCACUCGUACUCGUGGCGGGAGAUCACAGAGAAGGGUCAUUACUUCCAGGGCUGAAUCUGGCAAAAGAAGUACAACCGCGAAAAAUGACAGAUUUGGGCAGGUAACCGGAUGGAAAGGGAGACCACGUAGACGAGGAGGGCGCGGGCGAGGUCGUCGGAGCAUUAGAAGCAGGCAGAGAUCUGCAAAGGUGGUUCUUGUUGGUGCAGAAAGAAAUAGCCCCAGAGAGAUCAUCAUUGAGAAAUCACAGAGUGACUUGGUCGGGAAGGAGUGGAAUGAAGAUGAAACAACGAGGUUGGAAGUUGAGGAUGCUGGAAAUACCAGUAAUUCAGAAAGAUCCGGUUAUGACGAUGAAAACGGUCUGGCAACAGGAGAUGAAUAUGAUGAUAUGGUGAUGGAUGACUAUGCUCCUCAAUAUAUUGGCAGGUCUGAUGACUUCCUUCGAGGGACCUAUUACGAUGUAGAUGUAGAGGAACAUGAUGAUGACAACGACGGUGAUGAAAAUGAAGAAGAUGAGCAAGGGGAUCUUGAUGUUGAGGAAUAUAUAAACGGUGACUCGGAUGAUGAGGAAAACGGUGGAGACAGAGAGCAGAAUGUUGACCAACAUCAAGGUGCAGGAUAUACAUCAUCGGAGUACAGUGAGUAAAGAGAUCACAGGUCUAUUGUAUAAGUGAUAUUUCAUCGUUGUUUUCCCUUUUUCUCAGGGGAGGGUGGGGGGAUGUCGGUUCAAUGGUUCAGAAUCAUCCCCUAAUCCAACUGUAUUUAUAAAGUUUACUGUUACUGUGCAAAAGCACAUUUACUAAACGUAAGCAUUGAUGAUUCACAAUUAUCAGACAGCUUAUAACAUUGAUAACUCAAAUGAGGUUGAGGAAGGCUCAAGGGAGGAGACCAGGAGUGAUCGGUAAAUUUCGAACGACAGGUGGUUUUGACUCUUGAUUCU